This is a messenger RNA of Rotaria sordida, 627 nucleotides long. Lineage: Eukaryota; Metazoa; Rotifera; Eurotatoria; Philodinida; Philodinidae. The record is from the annotation of a GenBank genome assembly.
AUGGCUCAAGAAAAUGGUUAUGCAUUUAAAAACUUAAAUGAUGAUCAUCAAAACGAAUAUUUAUUUGAUUUAAAUUUACUUGAAUCAAUAUUUAAAGAAUAUUCAUUAAAAGAUUGCAAACUUAAAGAAAAUAUUUACGAUGAAAAAUAUUUAAUUCGACCAUUAGCAAUCAUAGAUUAUAAUCAUGGUUAUAUUGAAUUACUUCGUCAAUUAACUGAAUGUGGAACAAUUACAUAUAAUGGUUUUAAACAACGUUUUAAUCAAUUAAAACAAUGUUUAAAUACAUAUUAUGUUCUUGUUAUAGAAGAUAUAAAUAGUGAUAAACAAAUAGUUGGUACAGCAACACUUGUUUGUGAAAAAAAAUUUAUUCGUCAAUUAAGUAUACGUGGUCGAAUUGAAGAUGUUGUUAUACAUGAUCGAUGUCGUGGACAACAACUAGGAAAAUUACUUAUUGAUUUAUUAACAGAAUUAGGACGUAAAAAAUGUGAUUGUUAUAAAAUAUCAUUAGAAUGUAAAGAUCAUUUAGUUAGUUUUUAUCAGAAAUGUGGUUAUAAUUAUGAAGAUAAACAAAAUUUUUUAUGUCAACGUUUUAAAAAUUUAUCAAAUAAUCAACAAGAACGAAACUAA